AUGAAAAGAUUUCAAUAUCAUCUCCUCCUAUUUCUUGUUGCAUCAAUGGCGAUAUUAAAAUUUUCAAUUGCCGGAAGCGAAGGUUCCGUACCAGUUGAAGAAUGUCCGGCUGCAUGUUCAGUUCGUUGUUCAGCAACACACCAUCCAGGAAAUUGCAUGGACGUGUGCAUAGAUUGUUGCAGUAAAUGUUUAUGUGUUCCUUCUGGAACCAGUGGCAACAAAGAUGAGUGUCCUUGUUACAGAGAUAGGAAAACACAAGAAGGAACACCAAAAUGUCCUUAA
This is a messenger RNA of Erigeron canadensis, 282 nucleotides long. Its product is annotated as peamaclein-like. The record is from RefSeq and is a predicted model, not a curated record. The coding region runs from base 1 to 282 and encodes 93 amino acids. The transcript is spliced from 3 exons. Lineage: Eukaryota; Viridiplantae; Streptophyta; Magnoliopsida; Asterales; Asteraceae.